AUGCAUAUCUCUGCGAAUGAUUUAGAAGAUAGGCAACUAUACGGAUUGAGUCGCGACUGCAAAUCUCUCGUCAACUAUUUUCAUUCCGGCUUUCGUAUGGUUACGAUACCACAACGCUAUAUCGAAAAAGACGAUAAAUUCUCGCUUACUGAAGGAUUUCAGUCAAUAUUAGACCGGAUAUUUGGUAAUUCCGUGGCACGGCACGAUGCAACUCCAUUUUGUGUCGCCGACAAAGCCAUGUCCAUCAUUUCGAACGAGCACGCGAUCUUCCAAGUUUCCGACUUUACUAUUUUUCUUGUCUGCGCCCGACCAUUGCUACAUGUCCUUCUUACCCGGGUCAGUGCCAGCGCUCAUAAUACAAACAGUGAAACUAUCGUACUUCUCUAUGAUUUCCAGCAAGUAUUUCAAAUACUGGGACAGAUAUAUGGUGAUAUAUGGGGAUCCACCGUGGUGAGCGGUAAGUCUGAAAUUGGCCAAGAGCCGAGACUGCAAGCUAAGCGACAUUCGCAGACUGCCGACUGUAGUACUUCCGUAGAGGCCAUGCACUAUAAGCUUUCUGUGUUUUCAUGGCUGAUCCUAGUCAAAAAUGACAAUCUUUCAGCUCGAAGCCCGUCCUCAAAGUUUGCGUUUUGGCUAUACGUUGUUCCAGAUGCUUCAUUCAUGUGA
Messenger RNA from Guyanagaster necrorhizus, 666 nucleotides. RefSeq lists its product as uncharacterized. The record is from RefSeq and is a predicted model, not a curated record. Lineage: Eukaryota; Fungi; Basidiomycota; Agaricomycetes; Agaricales; Physalacriaceae. Bases 1 to 666 code for a protein of 221 amino acids. The transcript has 5 exons.